Molecule: messenger RNA, 408 nt
Organism: Protopolystoma xenopodis
Lineage: Eukaryota; Metazoa; Platyhelminthes; Monogenea; Polystomatidea; Polystomatidae
Source: the annotation of a GenBank genome assembly
AUGUAUCGAGUAACAACGCCGGUUUUGCGCGGCUUAUUUGCCUCGUCUUUCUCCCAGAGCUUUUCUCCUGUUCUCGUUUUUUGUUUGGGUUUAUGGUGGAUAGAAUACAUAAAGAUGUCUUACCAUCAGAUGUACAGACGUACUACUCUUGGUAACACUCUGCAGGAAGCCCUUGAAGAAAUGAUUGCUCUGAAGCUUAUUCAGCCCAAAACUGCUGUUAAAGUUAUCCAGAAGUUCGAUCAAUGUAUAAGCUUGGCUUUAGCUCGACGUGUAAAAAACCGGUUACUAGUACGCGGGCACCUAAAUGCCUACCGAUUUUGUGAUAAUGUUUGGACAUUCGUGAUGAAUGACGUAGAGAUCAAGGAUGCAUCCACCGUUCUUGUUGUUGAUAAGGUAUAUAGAUUCUGA